Messenger RNA from Capsicum annuum, 3393 nucleotides. RefSeq names its product mast cell carboxypeptidase A. The record is from RefSeq and is a predicted model, not a curated record. Lineage: Eukaryota; Viridiplantae; Streptophyta; Magnoliopsida; Solanales; Solanaceae. Bases 1798 to 3144 code for a protein of 448 amino acids. Gene Ontology annotation, molecular function: zinc ion binding; metallocarboxypeptidase activity. The transcript is spliced from 10 exons. Gene Ontology annotation, biological process: proteolysis.
UUGCCUCAAUAAAAAAACAAGGCAUAGAUUAAUUGACUGAAAUGCCCAAAAGAAGACAAGUACAAACUGACAAUGAUAUUCUUGUGGAUUGGAUCAUAAAUGAUUGGAACAUGCUAACAAUCAUAGCCGUUGAAUCUCAUCUCUACAAAUCAAACGACAACCCCAUCACCAUUCUUGUCUUUGUCUUCUUCCUUCCUUCAACCCCAUCACUGGCCGGCAUCCCAACAACGUUGUAAUAAACUUAACACUUUUGGUGUUGUCGGAAAAAAGAGACAAUUUGGAGUUGAAAAUUGAAAUCAAACGCUACAUGUUGGUGUCUUUCUUUGUAAUUUAAAUGGGGUUUCGUCGUCGUCGACGCUUAGUUUUAUUUGGAGUUGUGUUGAUUGUUCUUUUUUCUUCAUUUGUAAAUGGAAAUUCUAAUGCUACACAGAUUCCUAUAACUCCUAUCAAUCAUGAUCUUUAUCAUACAAGGUAAAAAUUUUGAGCCUUUUUGGUUAUUCAAUUUAAUUUUGUGAUCCAAUUUGGGUAGUGAUUUUUGGUAAUUAGGAUUCUUGAAUGAUGUUUAUUUUGAUGUAAGUAGGCUAGCAUAUUAAUUAUAAGGUGGGGGAAUCGAACACUUACUAACAAGGUGGGAGUUCAGGUAACCAGCCAACGAAAUGAGCUACUAAGAUUCCCCUGAUUAAUUAGUUAGAGUGGAAAUGAACUUAUACGGUUAUCGGUGUCAUUGAGACUGUGUGAUUACUUUCAUCUUGUUUGAAGCUGUGUUGAUUGUUAAAUGGAAAUUCUAAUGCUACGUAGAUUCCUCUUGAUCUUAUUAAUCGCCAUCUUUAUCAUACCAGGUAAUAAUUUUAGCUUUUUUGGGUGUUUAAUUUAAUUGUGUGAUCCAAUUUCGGUAGUGAUCUGUGGUAACUAGAAUUCUUACUAAAGUAAGUAGGUGAGAGUUCAAGUAGCCAACCAACUGAGCUACGAAGAUUCCUCUAAUUAAUUGAUUAGUAUGGAAAUGAACUUAGAUGGAUAUCGUUUUCAUUAAGGUUGUGCAAUUAAUUCAAUUUGAUAGAAUUUUAUUAAGAAAGAUCCCCACUUUGUGAGAUUUCACUGUGUAUGUUGUUGUUGUUAUAUUAAGAAAGGUGAUGACUUUAUUCUUUUCAUUUUGCAUCAGCGUUCUGUGUUUUCUGAAUUUAGAAAAUUUACGGGUUAAAAUGGAAAAUCCCCUUUUUUACCAUUAGCAAGAACUCGUUUCAGUUCAGGGGAGCAGAAUCAUAUCUGGAAGUGGUUCUUCGGAUCGAUCACAUAUUCUCAGCCCUGUCUUUUGGUUUCCACUCCAGGCUCCAAAAAAGGAUAGAAUGAGAUUAUUAACAUUGAAUCAUCAUAAGGAAGUAAGGUAGUCCGUGACUGACUAGUUACUUAGUAUUGGUUUGAAAUAGACCUGGAUAGAAUUCAAUGGAUAUAGAGGAUUCAUAGAGCCGACUCCAAUUGAUUUGGGAUCGAAGGUAGCUGGUUGAUUGAUAAUUUUUUCUUCUUUUACUGGGAGCGAGCUAGGAGGUUUAGCUCAAAAUGAAUUUUGAUGAUGUUAAUUAAUAUGAGUAGCUUAACAUCUUAUUCGACUGAAGUGAAUAGUUAUAGAUAUUAAUGCAUCAAAGCUGUAUAAGAUGCUCUAUUCUGUUUCCACGUGUUCAAGCUGUGGAAACAACCUCUUGCAGAAAUGCAAGUUAAGGCUGCGUACAAUAAACCCUUUUGGUCCAACCCGUCUCCGGCUAAUGGGAGCUUUAGUGCACCAGGCUGCCCUUUUUCUAUGUUAUGGAUCAAAAAAGAUCUUGCACCACUGCUUUUCUACUUUAUUUUUUUAAAAAAAAAAAACCUGUGAGGGUUUGGGGGUGGGGUGGUGGUGGUGGUGGUGGUGGUGGUCUGUGCUUGAAUUUUCAACACUGUUUUCCUUUAUAUUUAUAUACUUUGGGUAUUUGGCAUCGGUUUAUGGUAUCUUCUAGGGGAGCUCUGUUGGAAGAGAUAGAAUCGUUGGUCCAUAGACACCCAAGCAAGCUCUCUAUGGAGACUUUUUCCACUCAAAACAAAGGCUAUCAUGCAGAGAUGACUGUAGUUACUUAUUGCCGCAACAGGAAAGACUGUGAAGACAAAUCAAAGCUUAGGAUCCUUCUUAGUUUUGGCCAGCAUGCGAGGGAGCUCAUAACUACGGAGCUUGCAUUGCGGAUUCUUUCCAUUUUAAGUGAAGAGGAAUUCUUAUCCAGUGCAUACCCGCUUAAUUUAAAUAACACGCUUGAUAGGCUUGUCAUAAAGGUUGUUCCAAUGGAGAAUGUGAAUGGGCGUAAACUUGUAGAAGCAGGGGAUUUCUGUGAAAGAAGAAAUGGAAGAGGAGUUGAUCUUAAUCGGAAUUGGAGCGUAGAUUGGGGCAAGAAAGAAAAGGAUUAUGAUCCAUAUGAAGAAAAUCCAGGGACUGCCCCUUUUAGUGAGCCCGAGACACAAAUUAUGCGGAAAUUAUGUGCAUCGUUUGAACCACAUAUAUGGGUUAACGCGCAUUCUGGAAUGGAGGCUCUAUUUAUGCCAUAUGAUCACAAGAACACGACUCCGGAAGGAUUACCUUCUCAGAGAAUGAAAUUAAUGCUUGAAAAGUUGAAUCGUUUUCAACUGAAUGAUCGUUGCUUAGUUGGAUCUGGAGGAGGUUCUGUCGGGUAUCUAGCUCAUGGGACAGCAACUGAUUAUAUGUAUGAUAUUGCAAGAGUGCCCAUGUCUUUCACCUUCGAGAUUUAUGGUGAUAGCACGGCCUCGUCAAAAGACUGCUUUAAGAUGUUCAACCCCAUUGACCUCAUUACUUUUAACAGAGUUCUCAACGACUGGUCUGCAGCAUUUUUUACACUGUUCAGUUUGGGUGGAGUCCAGAUGAAGGAUCUUCAUCCAAAUGCAACUGGAUCUGGUUUCGAGAAGUGGGUUUCUAUUGAUGAUUAUCUGAACGGUUAUUUAAUGGAAAGGAAAAGUAGGUACGGGAAGAAACUGGAAGUGCUUGAGCUCGGAAUGCAGGAGAUUAGGACAUACUUUAGAUUGUUCUUGUUAUCAUCUGUACUUCUGAUGUUUAUGUUCUGUUCAAGAAUCUCAAAGAGCGGCCGGCAAAUUGUUUCUGCUAUGUCCUUGUGAUUCUGUGAUGGUAAUUCUUUGCUGCCCUUGAGAUUUAGCUAAACAUUUUUGUGAAAGCUAUAAGGUGAAAAAGGGCAUACCAAAUUUUUCUUUAGCUGUUGUAAUUUAUUCCCUAAUUUCUUUUCAUCAGUUUCUCUAUAGAAAUGGUAGAGCUUAGAAAGGCUCUUAUUUUUCAGUAAGAAGUUGUAAUGUUGAAUUGUUAACGUUGUUUGGUGGGAGUGUGGAUAGAUAAUAUAUAGAUUUUUGCCA